Messenger RNA from Naegleria lovaniensis, 280 nucleotides. RefSeq lists its product as uncharacterized. The transcript has a single exon. The record is from RefSeq and is a predicted model, not a curated record. Lineage: Eukaryota; Heterolobosea; Eutetramitea; Acrasida; Naegleriidae. The annotation marks the transcript as partial.
UAUUCUCACAUCUGACCUUAUCAAAAAAGAGCAUCCAGAAGACGUCGCUCGAUACAUUUCAGUUAGCUCUGAAUUCAAAGAUUUGAUCAGUAAGACAAGUCUUAACAGAAACGUGCUGAUCGCUACACAUGAAGAAGGAAUUCUCGAUUCGUUUGGAAGAUGGAAUAUGGCAUUCGAUGAAAUUGAAAGUAAUAUCAAAUCAGGCGAAGAAGGAGAUGAUCUUAUUGAAAGCGAAGAAGACGAUGCUGAAGAAGAAGAUUUGGAAGACAAUGAUGAAUAA